Messenger RNA from Sorghum bicolor (sorghum), 5127 nucleotides. RefSeq lists its product as uncharacterized. Bases 246 to 4631 code for a protein of 1461 amino acids. The record is from RefSeq and is a predicted model, not a curated record. The transcript is spliced from 11 exons. Gene Ontology annotation, molecular function: transcription corepressor activity. Gene Ontology annotation, biological process: negative regulation of DNA-templated transcription. NCBI's taxonomy places the organism in Eukaryota, Viridiplantae, Streptophyta, Magnoliopsida, Poales, Poaceae.
AAUCCGUAGACCCGCCCCCCCCGGACGACGAACACGAGAAGCAGCAGGCCAAGCCAAUCCGUCGGCUUCCCGCAGUCCCUCCCCCAAAUCCAAAUCCCCCCGCGAUCCCCGAAACCCUACCCUUCAGCGCCGCCACCCGACCGCUCCGCCGCCUCCGUCGCGCUCCCGCAAUCCAGGGCCGCCUGGCGAUGGUUUUGGAGCGGGAGGUUUGAGCUCUUCUGGGAAUCGAUUUUGCGAGGCUUUUGAUGGGUUCGGACGGAGAAGGCCGCGGCUCGAAGGCCGCGGCGGCGACUAGGCCGCGGAAGAGGCAGCUGGUGAUGGAGUCCAGCGACUCCGAGGAUGACGAGUUCUGCAUCUCCACGCGGCAGAAUGCUAGUGGUGCCGCGUCGGUGGGCAAUGCCGGUGCCGGCAGCCAAGGUGGUGGCGAUCAGUCGGGGGAGAAACCCGUGACUGCUAGUCCUGAGAAGGUUUCAGGGGUUAAGUCCAGUGGUGGAGAUGGUUUAGAGAAGAAAACGGGAGUUGAGCUGGAGAGUAGUAGUUCGCAGCCCGCUGCCAAGAGGAUCAGAGUUGAGACUGUUCAUGGUGAUGGCAGUGGACGUAGUGGAGGUGCAUCUAAGAGUGGAACUGGGGGGAAAAUGCUGCCCCGGGGGCUCCCGACAUGGCGGUUUGAGAGGCCAGAGGUAAGGGGAGGGCGUGUUUUGGAUGACAAAGGUGGGGUGGUGGGCAUGAAGGCAAGCAGCGCCUCAAAGAUGAAGGAGCAAGCAUCUAGUUUGGGUGACAAGAGGAGACACGUGGAGCUGCAGAAACAUGAAAGACGGGCGCCAUUGAAAACUGAUCAGGGCAAAUCCAUUGAUUCUGGCCAACAUGAGGUUUUAAGGUUGCAAGGGAAAAGGGGUGUUUUAAGGAUAUUGCCAAAGCAUGACAAGGUGGCCAGGGAUACUGGUGGUGGUAAGAUUCUGUCGAGGCAAACUGAGGUGGAUGUGGAGACUGGUAAAUGUAGGAUUCCAACAAAGAGUGGUGUUUUAAAGCUCCUGCCGAAGAACAAUGGUGCGGCGAUGGAGAGUAAUGAUUGCAAGCUUAUGUCCAAGAAGGUUAAUAAGGUGGAUGAGGAAACUGGGGAUGACAAGAUGCCAAUGAAGAACACCAAGGUGGUUGAUAAGGAAACCAGUGAUGGCAAGACCCUUGCAAUUAAAACUAAGUUGGAUGGAGAGUUUGGUGGCCACAAGGUACCAAUGAAGAACUCUACCGUGGACAUGGAAACUGUUACUGAGAAGUUUCAGCACAGGAACAGCAAGGCAGAUGGAGAAACCAAAGAGAGAUAUAAAGGAUAUGAAGAGAAAAGUGGUGCCCCUGCAGAAUUUCGGAAGCAGGAUGCAAAUGGUGAGAAGAGAGUUGUGGGAAAGCUACUCUCUCCUGUUGCGCUGAGGAAAAGUGAUCCAAGCGUAGUGGGAGUUUCUUUGGGCCCGAAAAUGAAACAACAAAGUUCAAAGCAACAAUUGAAGAACUAUUCUCUGAGCUUGAAAGAUGAUAGCACUAAACCAAGUGAACAGAAGAAUCUGAAAAAGCGAUUGCUUGAGCAUAAAGGGUCGUCAGAGAGUUUGUCAAAGAAGGCACAAUCGAAAGCUGUUGAUCUGCAAGGCACAUCUGGCCCUGUGCUCAACAAGCUUGGAAUGAAGAAGCCAAGGGGAGGACCCCUCUACACACACAAGCAGGAUCUCAGGAACAAGAUAAAACGUGUGCUUUUAGAUAAUGGGUGGAAAAUUGACUUAAGGCAGAGGAAAAACAAAGAUUAUGAAGACUCAGUCUAUGUUUCUCCUGCCGGGGUUGGCUAUUGGUCAAUCACUAAGGCUUAUGCAGUUUUCCAAGAACAGUUUCAAAAUAUGGGCCGCUCAUCUAAACUUAAUAAUACUAAACCAGGUGCUUCAGAUGCCAUAUCGAAGGAUGAUCUAGCAUUGCUAAAAAAGAAUAUAGUUAAGAGAAGGACUAAUAAAGAAAUCUGUAGCGCUGAAAAGAAACCUGGGGUUAGCAGAAACAGAAGCAGAAGCUCAAAAGAUAUCCUUGCUAAUAGAGGUUCUAGAAACAAGCAUCAGAACAAGGAGGAUAGGGUAAAAGAUCGGAGGUGUGGGCUUCUUGUCCGCGGGAGUACCCAUGAUGCAGAAGAUAACAUGGAUGGCUAUAUUCCAUAUGAAUGGAAGCGUACAGUAUAUUCAUGGAUGAUAGAUCUGGGGGUUGUUUCUGAAGACAUGCAGGUCAAAUACAUGAACAACAAUAGAACCAGGGAAAUGUUGGCAGGUAAAAUUACCAGGGAGGGUAUUUUCUGUGGGUGCUGUUCCAAGAUUCUCACAGUAGGGAAGUUUGAACUUCAUGCUGGUUCAAAAGAGAAGAAGCCCUAUGCAAACAUCUUUCUGGAAGGUGGUAAGGUAUCUUUGUUGCAAUGCUUACUUGAUGCAUGGGAGAAGCACACACUAUGUGAAAAUAAGGGAUUUUACAAGAUAGAUAAGGGCGAGGAUGAACAUGAUGAUACUUGUGCUAUUUGUGGGGAUGGUGGUGAUUUGGUGUGCUGUGAUCACUGUGCUUCCACUUUUCAUUUGGAUUGCUUGGGAAUUAAGCUCCCCUCUGGCGAUUGGUAUUGUCGCAGCUGUUUAUGUAGGUUCUGCGGUUUUCCCCAAGAAAAGCCAUCAUCUUCUCCUGAGUUGUUACUUUCUUGUUUGCAAUGUUCAAGGAAAUAUCACCAAACUUGUUCAUCUGGAACUGGGACAGACUUUGAUUGUACCAUACCUGGCACCUCUAUUGAUUGCUUUUGCAGUCCAGGAUGUAGAAAGAUUUAUAAACGACUAAACAAGCUUCUUGGGAUAAAGAAUCAUAUGGAGGCUGGAUUUUCGUGGAGUCUGGUUCACUGUUUUCCUAAUGAUCAGGCCAUGCCCCCCAAAAAUAAAGAAAAAAUGGCACAGUGCAACUCCAAGAUAGCCCUCGCUUUCACAGUUCUGGAUGAGUGCUUUCAGCCACACAUUGACGAGAGAAGUGGAAUUAAUAUGAUUCACAAUGUUGCAUAUAAUUGUGGUUCUGAUUUCAGUCGUUUAGACUUCAGUGGUUUCUAUGCAUUUAUCCUGGAACGGGGUGAUGAAGUAAUAUCAGCGGCAUCUGUAAGGAUUCAUGGAACUGAUUUAGCGGAAAUGCCAUUCAUAGGCACAAGAGGCAUGUAUAGGCACCAAGGGAUGUUGCGUCGGCUACUGAAUGGAAUUGAAUCGGCCCUUUGUUCCCUUAAUGUUCAGAAACUAGUAGUAUCUGCUGUGACUGAAAUGGAGAAUACUUGGACAACUGUUUUUGGUUUUAAGCCUGUUCAACCUUCCAAGAAACAAAGAAUCAAGUCGUUAAAUCUCUUGAUUAUGAAUGGGACCGGUCUACUAGAGAAGAGGUUGCUGCAAACACAAACAGUUGAUGGACAGAUCACUACCAAGACAGCUAAUACUGUUGGAUCUAAUAAGAUGGAUGCUAAAAUGCUUGGUGAAGCAAGUGGAUCUGUGACACCUGUUCAUGUUUCUAGUGUACAUGAUGCCGCUGACAAUCUUGAAAUUAAGCGUCAUGAGAGUUCUCAUCCUUUAGGAAACUCUGCAGGCUCGACAUUGGAUGAGUCUCCUGCUGCAGAAGAAAAUGAAGCGAAAAAAACUAUAGAAAGGACAUUUUCGGUAUCCAUAGGUGAUGGUAAGACAGUUAAGUUGCAUACACUUCCUGGAGCUAAUUGUGGAGUCAACAUGCAGUGCAUGGCUGAAGCAGAAAACAUUCAAGAAGAGAAAUACAAAGAAACCAAUGGGAGAUCGAUUGCUGAAAAUACUAUCUCAGAACAGAAGUGUGAAGAUAAAUCUAAUUCCAGCCAUUCAAAUUCAUUUGCUACUCCGGUGACUGUGGAUCAAUAUUCUUGUUUAUCUAAUGAGAUUGGGAAAGGUGAAAACUGUUUAUCUAGUGAACUUUCUGUUGGAGCUGCUCCCAUAACAGGCAAAACUGAAUCUAAUUUGACAUCUGUCCAUCGUGCUAAUCAAGAGGAUGAGAAAGCUUACGCAGCUCCUGUGGACACUAAAAUACCUUCAGCCAUUAUGGAUGAAAAUCCUGAUAAGCAUGAAUUUAAAACUAUGGUUGUAGGAUAUAGUCAAAUCUCAAUGGAAGCUAAAAGCUUGGAAGAUAAGACUGCUAUUGUAAAUGGAACCUCAAUGGAUGCCUAUAGAGAUAAAGGUACUAAUGAAGAUCACAGUGCUUCUGCAGUUGACAAUGGAAUAUCUGUGAAGUUAUAUGUUCAGCAAAUGGAGAUUAUUGAGGACAAAACUGGCUCACUUUUACCAGAUUUGAAACACUCUUCUAGUUGUGAAGAUAUGUUGGUGACCUUGACCGAGUCAAAGUCACUUAAAAAGGAUAUGGUUGAAAUCAAUGAUGCAACUAUUAAGGUAGGAAUGGCUGGUGAGAGUUUCAAUGAAGCAGGAAUAACAGCUCCCAUGCUCAACAUUUCAGAUGCUGUUGGUGAAAAUGUGGUUAAGCCUACUCAAACUUGUGGGGAGGGUCAACUUCGUGGAGAGGAUAUCAUAUACAGUAAUAACAGCAUGGAAGAUGACCUAGCUUCUAGAGAACCUGUUAAUGCAUGACAUUGCAUUUUCUGCUAUAAAAGGAACUGUUUUCAUGGACAUCAAGGAUAGUUAGUAGUGGGCACUCAUUGGUAACAUUUAUGGAUUAACAAUGCUCCGUGGAUGGUCUAAAGGAGAGAUUGUUUGGCUGGCAGACUGGCAUGGAUGAAUUUUUAUUGUGGGCGUGGGCGAGGCACUGCUGGGAGCUUGGGACGGUCCGUGAGAAGCAUGGGACAGUUGGUUCUUAAGCUUUCCUGACUUUUGGUUCUCCUAUACUGAGGCUGUAGAUCAUGAAGCUUUCCUGACUUUUGGUUCUUCUAUACGACCCACAAUCUGGGUCAACAUUUUGUUGUAGAUAUACAUGUGUGGAAGUUUUCUGUUGGCCUCCUGGUCGACCCGAACUCCUUGUUAAGAGUUGGUAGCCAUGGUAUGCAUGUGGAAUUUUGUACCAUGUACAGAAAUUAGAGAAUGAAAAAGAAAAGCCAUGUGUUAACGGUUAUAAAUUGUUGCUUGUUUA